GGUGGCGAUGUCAGCGUGGAGGUCAAUGCUGCCCCUGGACAAGACUUGACAAAGAUCCUGAAUGACCUGAGAGAUGAAUAUGAGCAGAUCAUUGAGAAGAACCGCAGGGAGGUGGAGCAGUGGUAUGAGGUCAAGAUCCAAGAAGUCAACCAGCAGGUCACUUCCAGCAGCCAGGACAUCCAGACCAGCAGCCACCAGCUGAGCGAGCUGAGGCGCGAGAUGCAGAACCUGGAGAUCGAACUGCAGGCACAGCUCAGCACAAAAAGCUCUCUGGAAAACUCCCUGGCAGAAACCGAAUCUCGCUACGGAUUCUUGAUGCAACAAAUCCAGGUGCAGGUCAACUCCGUGGAGGAGGAGCUGGCCAGCAUCCGCUGUGAGAUGGAGGGGCAGAGCCAGGAGUACAAGAUGCUCCUGGGGAUAAAAACCCGUCUGGAGCAGGAGAUCCAGCAGUACCGGGCACUGCUGAAUGAGGGGCAGCAGGAUCUUGUUGCCUCCCAAGGAGCUUUCCAAGGAGGUGGAAAAUCCUCCCAGUCAUAUUCUGCUUCCUUCUCUCAUUCCCAGUGUGGAGAAAUUUCAGGGCAGUCAAGAGUGUGCUAGAGCAGCAGGAGAGACCCUGGCACUGCCCAGCUGCGACGAGAGACGCCCACGAGUUUCUGCAGCACGGCCGAGAGAAGGGUUUGGAAGAGCCUGGUCACCUGCCCCAGCACCCCCUCCUCCUGCCUGCAAUGCUUGGCUUACUCAACUUGUCUUUGGCAACUCAUUCUUUGUCAAAGAGCUUACACUCUGCUGGUAACUCUGCUUUAAUAAAUCUUUAUGUCUGCAAUUCAAAUCACAACAUG
This is a messenger RNA of Zonotrichia albicollis (white-throated sparrow), 839 nucleotides long. Lineage: Eukaryota; Metazoa; Chordata; Aves; Passeriformes; Passerellidae. The record is from RefSeq and is a predicted model, not a curated record.